This is a messenger RNA of Megalops cyprinoides (Indo-Pacific tarpon), 3484 nucleotides long. It is a transcript of the gene ighmbp2, whose product is annotated as immunoglobulin mu DNA binding protein 2. Gene Ontology annotation, molecular function: ATP hydrolysis activity; ATP binding; zinc ion binding. The record is from RefSeq and is a predicted model, not a curated record. The transcript has 15 exons. NCBI's taxonomy places the organism in Eukaryota, Metazoa, Chordata, Actinopteri, Elopiformes, Megalopidae. Bases 342 to 3356 code for a protein of 1004 amino acids.
CAUGUGUUGAAGUAGUCCAUCUGUUUGCUGUUAUCUUACAAGAGAGUAUUAUACCAUCCGACUUGACUGUCAAACUUUGACUGCUGAGUAUUUGUCGUUGUGACAUUAGGAAAUAACAGUUAAACUGUGAGCACGCAAGUUACAUUUUCCUGCUUAGGUCUGGCCACUUGUCUUAUUUUGUUUAUUCUCGAUGGCAAGCAAGCUAGCGAGUUAUGAGCACCAAAAUUCAGCUAAAGCAAGUCUCCAAAGUAUCUGGCUGUCAACUUUCUGCCGUACUCUCGUAAUGUAACCAUUAACGGAGAUUUUCAGUCAGUUAUUGCUUUUCAGUGAUUAGUAAAGUCAUGGAAGUGGAGAGCUUUGUUUCGAGAACGCUCGAGUUGCUGCAGGAGGAAAGAGAAGCUGAGAUCGAAGAAACAAGGUCCUGGCAGGAGGGAGUGUCUCUCAAAGAUCUUCAAAGCAAAGGAGUUUGUCUGCUGAAGCUCCAGAUAGGCAGUCAACGGACAGGCCUCUAUGGCCGUUUGCUUGUAGUUUUAGAGCCAAGAAAACACGUGGGAACUGGGAUUCUUCCUAGCAACAGCUUUGGCCCUGGAGACAUAGUCGGCUUGUAUGAUUCAGAGGGUUGUGGUCCCUCAUCUCAGCUCGGCACAGGGGUGGUGACACAGGUAACUCAAGUGUCUGUGUCAGUGGCCUUUGAUGAAGCCCAGGAUGGUUUCUGCCCAGAGCGUGAUGUGCUGUACAACCUCAUGAAACUGGCCAACGAUGUCACCUACAAGCGACUGAAAAAUGCCUUGAACUCUCUGAAUGGCUAUAGUGGUGGUCCAGCAUCAAGCCUCAUUAGUGUCAUCUUUGGCUACUCAGAACCAGGGAUUCCUUUGCAAUUAAAUCCUAUAGAUUUUUUCAAUACCAGUCUGGAUGAGUCUCAGAGAGAGGCUGUGUCAUUUGCUUUGACCCAGAGGGAGGUUGCCAUUAUUCAUGGACCCCCGGGGACUGGGAAGACAACCACUGUCGUUGAGGUGAUCCUACAAGCUGUGAAACAAGGACUAAAGAUCCUUUGCUGCGCCCCCUCAAAUGUGGCUGUGGACAAUCUAGUUGAGCGCCUGGCCAGAGGCAGAACUAAGGUGCUGCGUCUCGGUCACCCAGCUCGGCUGCUGGAGUCCAUACAGAAACACUCUCUGGAUGCUGUCCUGGCCCACAGUGACAAUGCUAACAUCAUUGCUGAUAUCUACAAAGACAUUGAUCGUGCCAUUGUGAAAAUGAAGAAAGUGCAUGACAAGGGGGAUCGCAGCCACCUGAGGGCAGAGGUGAAGGAGUUGCGGAGGGAACUGAGAGCAAGGGAAGAAACAGCCAUCACUCAAAUUCUCAAGGGGGCUGACGUCAUCUUGGCAACCAAUACUGGGGCGUGUGAUGAUGGGCCGCUGAAGUUCCUGCCCACAGGCCACUUUGACGUGGUGGUAAUAGAUGAGUGUGCCCAGGCUCUGGAGAGCAACUGCUGGAUUGCCCUGCUCAAGGCACGGAAAUGCAUCCUGGCUGGGGACUAUAAGCAGCUUCCUCCCACCAUCAAGUCGCAAAUGGCGGCGGCUAAAGGCCUGUCCCUGAGUCUCAUGGAGAGGCUGAUUCAGAAAUACGGGGACACGGUGGUCAGAAUGCUGACAGUGCAGUACCGCAUGAACAGCGCCAUCAUGCACUGGGCAUCCGAGAUGAUGUACAAUGGCAAACUCACUGCUCACGUCUCGGUGCAGGGGCAUCUGUUAAAGGACCUUCCUGGAGUAGCCAGUGUAGAAGAAACAGAGCUACCUUUGCUGCUCAUUGAUACAGCAGGCUCUGGGCUGUUUGAGAUGGAGGAUAGUGAUGAGCAGUCCAAAGGCAACCAAGGUGAAGCAGACAUAGUGGCACUACAUAUACAAGCUCUAACUGAAGCUGGUGUGAAAGCCAAAGAUAUAGCUGUCAUUGCACCUUACAACCUUCAGGUUGAUCUUCUGAGACAGCGGAUUUCCCUUAAACACCCUGAACUUGAGAUCAAAUCUGUGGAUGGCUUCCAGGGAAGAGAGAAGGAGGCAGUGGUGCUGUCGCUGGUGAGAUCAAACAGAAGGGGGGAAGUUGGCUUUCUUGCUGAGGACAGGAGGAUCAAUGUGGCUGUGACCCGUGCCCGGCGUCAUCUGGCUGUGGUGUGUGACACCCAGACUGUUUGCAACCAUGGUUUCCUCAAGUCUCUGGUGGACUACAUGUCUCAGCACGGUGAAGUUCGAACAGCCUUCGAGUACCUGGAGGAUGCCACACCUGAGAACUACACUCACAAGCCCCUAAAGGAGCACAGGAAGGAGAGGCAGGCCAAGCCCAAGGAGGUCUCAUCCACCAAACAGAAGAAGAGUCAGCCAGGGAAGAAGAAGGAAACGGAACACAAGAAAGCCCUGGACAUCAAGGGGGCAGUUGCUCAGAGCAGACUGAAGUCAUCCCACCUCAGCAUGCAGGAUGGGGAUGCUGUUAACGUGGCAACAGAGGGGACAGAGAUAGAAAUAAAGCAUAAUUAUGAGAUGCUUAAAGAGCAGCUGCUCCAGUUCCUGAAGAACACUAACCAGGCUGAGCUGCACUUUCCCUCUUCGCUGAGCUCUCAUGAUCGUCUGUUGGUGCACCAGAUCUCUGAAGAGCUGGGGUUGGGACACAAGAGUGUAGGUGAGGGGAAGGACAGACGCAUAACUGUUGUUAGGGUGACAGUGGAGCCACAGCAUGGUGAGCCAGACAGAUCUUUCCAACCAGCCCCUACAACAGACUCUGUGGAACCAAUAAGUGAGGAGGGGUCUCAGAAAGAGGCUAUGGGUCCCGCUCAGGUGGAUUUGAAGAGUUUGUACCUGGAGCGCAUGCAGCGGGAACAGGCAAAGAGGGAGGAAAAGGCCCAGGCAGUCACAGCCCAGGGUGGCCCGGCCCAUGUGCAGUCCUCUAAGAAGUCCAAGCGUGCAAAUAAAGGAAAGGCCUCCAAAGCAGGCGCAGUAGAGAUUGCUGCCGCAGCUGCGGCAGACGACGACUUUGAUACGCUCAUCGAUGCUGUGAUAAAAGCAGACAAUGUUUGUGCUUCCGCCAAGUGUAAAGCCAGUGUGCAAACCCUUGGACAGCUUUGUCCCUUCUGCAACAGGCGCUACUGUCUUAGUCACCACAUCCCAGAGGUCCAUGGCUGUGGGGAUAAGGCCAAGGCCCAGGCACGAAUGAGAAUAAGCAAAGAGGGAGUGCUGUAUGCAGGCAGUGGGAAGAAGGAGAAGUCCAUGGACCCAAACAAGAAAGCCUAUCUGCAAAGGAAACUGGAUGGAAAGCUCAAAGAUCUUGCAACUCAAAGGAAAGCAAAACCAAAAGAGAAGGAACAGUGAAUCUCAUCAUUAGAAAUCAGUUCUACUAUCAGUUCAACAGUGACAUAGCACAUGUUACAUCUGUUUAGUAUAUGUAUAGUAUAUGUUUAGUAUAUGUUACUAUCUGUUUAGUAUAGUUAAGAAUGAGG